Molecule: messenger RNA, 2212 nt
Organism: Lates calcarifer (barramundi perch)
Lineage: Eukaryota; Metazoa; Chordata; Actinopteri; Centropomidae
Product: zinc finger and SCAN domain-containing protein 12
Exons: 2
Coding region: 96-1058 (320 amino acids)
Source: RefSeq, a predicted model, not a curated record
UACAUAUUUUGUGUUCGUUAUUAACAUAACGAAGUUAUCCGCUCCAGCAGGUGGCGGUAAAUCCUCCUGUCUCCUCCAAAGGCCGCCCACUGAGCAUGCGCACAGACAGCGACCCGGAAGUGGAGCUGGUAAACAAACGAGUCCUCCGAGCAGCGACGCCUUCUCUCUGCCUCUGCGCCGCUCGAACCGCCGCUCUCAUGUCGAAGAUCGAGAUGCUGAGGCUGCUCAUCAACCAGCGGCUCACCGCGGCCGCCGAGGAGAUCUUCGGGGUGUUCGGGAGGACCAUCGCCGAGUACGAGGAGGAGAUCUCCCGCUCCAAGCUGGAGAUCGAUCGCCAGCGCCGGCUGCUGGACCUGAGCAGGAAGCCGCAGAUCUCCGUGCAGGUCAGCAGCGCAGCUCUGUCAGAGCAGGAGUGGAGCUCCAGUCUGGACCCGGAUGAAUCGAAGCCUCCUCACAUCAAAGAGGAGGAGGAGGAGGAGGAGGAGGAGGAGCUGUGGUCGGCUCAGCAGGAGGAGACACCGGAGCAGAACGACGUUGUGUUGUUCCAGAGCGGCGGCAGCAUAAGAAACGAGCACAACGACCACGUGACUCCCUCACUCUUAAAGUUCCAGAACCAGAACCUGGAGGACCUGGAGCUGGACCCCCAGCCAGGGACCUCGGUCCAGCAGUCCUGCUCCAAGCUCGAUGAGGAUGCCACCGAGGCUUCGGAUCUGGCUUCAGGUAACGGGCAGCUCGACUGUGUCGACCUCGAGGCUCCGCUGUCGGAGGUGGUGGACUCGUACAUCUGCACCAUCUGUGGCCGUGCGUUCGCUCAGCGCAGCCACUGGGCCAAACACGUCCAGGUGCACCGCAAAGUCGACACCAAGGUCGACAAGUCGUAUACGUGUGACAUUUGCGGGAAGAGACUGACGCGGUUCGACGGUUAUCAGAAACACCUGAGGAUCCACACAGGUGAGAAACCGUACUGCUGCGACGAGUGCGGCCGCAGGUUCAGCGACAACUCCAACUACAAGCGACACAUUCGCACACACACGGGACAGAAAACACAACAGAGCUGAGGCCAAGGACGAGGACAAAAUCUCUGUCACCAGAGGUGAUGAAAAGCACAGUCAGGACAUGUCCAUGCUGAUGUGGAUACAUGUUGUUUUUGUCUCCAUUUUUGCCAAAGUUUCACACUAAGUUUUCAAGAGUAGAAGAAAAUAUCAACACAUCAGAGUGGAUGGAAAAAAUAUCAAGCUCUCAGAAGAAAUCUGUCCGUUUCUGUCGCCUCAGAGUCACUGAGCCUUUGUCAGUAACAUGUUUCUGUUUUAAAUCGUCAGCAUUAACAGCCCAUUAGUUCCUGUUGGCUUCUUAUUUGGUUUGAUUUAGGGAUCUAUAAAACACUCCAAUCCAACAGAAGAUGUGAGUGAGAACUUGUCCCAAGACGCUCAGAGACAGAUUGAAUUCUGUUUCCUGUCUUGGUUUCACAAUCGUUCAGCAUCAAACUUUGUUCCUUUACUCACUAAGAGUUGUCUCCAGCUGUGGUUCUUCCACCAGUGUGUCUCAUCACUUUCCGAUCCGAUCGGUAUCUCUCUGAAGAAGUAUCUCUGCUCAGACGACGUGUUCUAACAUCUUGUGUUGUAAAUGCGACGAUGGCUGAAGCUGUUCUGGAUUUAAACAGUUUGGGAUUUUCUGGUUUUCAAACUAAAACCACACUAAUGGAUCAUAGAGAGUCAGAGGAAACAGAACAGACGAAGAGAAGGAUCCAGUCAUCUCACCAUUUUUGUGAAGAAGAGGAUUUAAAAGCAUUUUUCUUGCAUCAGCAUUUUGUUUGUGGACAGAUAAAUGGACGAGAAACUUUCGACAUUUAUCCACAUUAAUGUGGACAUGGACCAGGACAAGACAAGAAGAGGCACAUACUGUAUUUUUAUAUCUUAUAUAUUUUAUCAGAUGUUUAUACACUGGAGGAAACAGUGGUGUUGCAGUUUACAGACACAUCUGAGUCACACCGGAGCAGUUUGUUCAGGAAAGUCUGUGACCAGUAAAGAUCUUUUUAUUUUUUGUUAAUGAUAGCGAGGCGGCACAGAUAUCUGUAGCACAAAAAGUCUGGAGAUUGUGUUUGGGAUGUCAGGAACCUUCAAAUCUUCCCACUCAGUGUUUUUUAACAAAACUGUAUGACUUUUACUGAAGUAAUAAAGUCACAUGAUGAAGAAAAAAAUCUUGUUCCUGUCAU